This is a messenger RNA of Caenorhabditis elegans, 2498 nucleotides long. RefSeq names its product Kinesin-like protein (gene klp-7). The record is from RefSeq and is marked reviewed. NCBI's taxonomy places the organism in Eukaryota, Metazoa, Nematoda, Chromadorea, Rhabditida, Rhabditidae. The coding region runs from base 6 to 2249 and encodes 747 amino acids. Gene Ontology annotation, biological process: microtubule-based movement. Gene Ontology annotation, molecular function: microtubule motor activity; nucleotide binding; ATP binding. The transcript has 7 exons. Gene Ontology annotation, cellular component: kinetochore microtubule; spindle pole.
UCCCGAUGAAAAGUUGCAGAAGUUGUAAGGAAAAUCCUGAAGUGCAGAGAAAACGAGCCGAGAAGCCGUGGCGACGGGCUCCGAAGGCCAAAUCAGAAGUCGAAAAGCAUGGAAUCGGUCCACCGGACAGUGAUUCAGGGGAGGAAAUAUCAUUUCCUUGGUAUAAUGUGACCGGUAAAAUGCUUGUCGUCGGGAUGCAUGUGGAAAUCAAGCGGAGCGACGGCCGCAUCCACGGUGCCGUAAUCGCCGAAGUUAAGUCGAACGGCCGGUUUAUGGUGGAAUGGUAUGAGAAGGGCGAGACAAAAGGAAAGGAAUCCUCGUUGGAAGAACUUCUCACGCUGAACCCAUCACUCCAAGCACCGAAGCCUACGCCGCCGCCACAGCCUCCUCAAAAAACGCUUCAAGCGUCAACUGCUGUCAACAGACAAAACGGGAUCCAUGCGCAGAGCAUGAUACUCGAUGACGAGGAUACAUUCCUCUUGGAUCAUAUCAACAUGAUUCCGGCUAAAGGUGCUUCUGCCAACAAACGACCAACGGGAGCUUUCACGCAGCACGUUCCUGUUCGUAUGGCUCCUCCAUCCGAAAAGCCUCUCCCGACUCGUCGUGCUCCGUCACCGAAGGAGGAUGCUGCUCCUGCACCGAAGUCUACUCGUACGACAGCAGCCUUCAAGCCAGAUCUUGAUAGUACGGCGAUCACGGUUCCGAAGCACACUGCAAGGCGCACAGUUGUGGUAGCUCCAGCUCCGGCCCCUGUUCCUGCUCCACCAAUCGCCAACAUGACAUCACAGCGAGCCCCGUCUCCAGUGGCAAGAGUUCCGUCGCCGAAGAACGUACCGCGGUCGUAUCCACAACAGGAUGUUCAGCCGUCGAAUGGGAACUUUGCUUUCGCGGAGAUGAUUCGCAACUACAGAGCCCAGAUCGACUAUCGUCCGUUGAGCAUGUUCGACGGUGUCAACGAGAAUCGGAUUUCCGUUUGCGUUCGGAAGCGCCCACUGAACAAGAAGGAGCUGACGAAAGCGGAGGUCGAUGUGAUCACGAUCCCUUCUCGUGACAUCACAAUUCUCCAUCAACCACAAACACGUGUCGACUUGACAAAGUAUCUGGACAAUCAGAAGUUCCGAUUCGAUUACUCUUUCGACGAGUACGCCAACAACGAGCUGGUCUAUCGCUUCACUGCAGCACCACUCGUGAAAACCGUCUUCGACAAUGGAACUGCGACGUGCUUUGCCUACGGUCAAACAGGAUCCGGAAAGACGCACACAAUGGGUGGAGAUUUCUCCGGAAAGAAGCAGAAUGCGUCGAUGGGAAUCUACGCGUUGACGGCACGAGAUGUGUUCCGGAUGCUCGAGCAGCCACAGUACCGUCGCAAGGAUCUCUCGGUGCACUGUGCGUUCUUCGAGAUUUACGGAACGAAGACGUACGACUUGCUCAACGAUAAGGCCGAGCUUCGUGUGCUUGAGGAUAAGAUGCAGAAGGUGCAGGUUGUUGGGCUCAAAGAGGAGCAAGCGCACAAUGAGCAGGAUGUCUUGGAGCUCAUCAACAAAGGAACUCUGGUCAGAACCGCUGGAACCACUUCGGCAAACGCGAACUCGUCGCGUUCUCACGCCAUAUUCCAGAUCAUUCUUAGACAAGGCAAAAAGGUGUGGGGCAAGUUCUCGUUGAUCGACUUGGCUGGAAACGAGCGAGGACAAGACACGAGAGAAUGCGAUCGUGACACGCGGAAAGAGGGCGCCAACAUCAACACAUCGCUGCUCGCACUGAAGGAGUGCAUCCGUGGAAUGGCUCGCAACAGCUCACAUGUCCCGUUCAGACAGUCGAAGCUCACGAUGGUUCUCCGAGACAGCUUCAUCGGUGAGAAGUCCAGGACAGUGAUGAUCUCGAUGAUUUCGCCAGGGAUCUCGUCGAGUGAUCACACGCUCAACACACUUCGCUACGCGGAUCGUGUCAAAGAAAUGGGAACCGACGGAAGCGGCGAAGCAACCCCAAUUCGAGACGAGGAAUUGUUCCUGCCCCCAUCGGCAGACAAAUCGGAUGAAGAGUACGAUGAGAUGGUCGAGAAGCAAGAACAUCGUCGAGUAGCGGUCGAUCACGUCCGGAACCUGAAAGAUAUGUCUGAAAAGAUCAUACGCGAAACGACGAUUGUCCUCUCCAACGAGCCGAGUGCUGCCCAGAAAGCCGAAUGCCUCGCCAAGCUUGAUCAACUUGCGCAGAUAGUCUCGAACACCCGUGUCGCCGUGGAAAACGUCUGAUUGCUGAUUCCCGCGACGAUAUGCUACCCACUUCAUGUACCAUGAUUAUUACUCCCCGCCCCCCUCAUUAUUCACCAUUUUCUAUUUAUUUUUAUCGCAUUCCUCCAAUAUUUUACCGUAUUUAUUUCAUUUAGGGUAUGUGAAAAUUAUUUGACCCUCCCCUUCCAUCUUUUUCCCCUCUCGUUGUGAAUAUUUUACGGGUCCCCAUUUUUUCUCGGUUCCGUUUUAAAUGAACCAUUUUAUUCGUUU